Molecule: messenger RNA, 483 nt
Organism: Dovyalis caffra
Lineage: Eukaryota; Viridiplantae; Streptophyta; Magnoliopsida; Malpighiales; Salicaceae
Source: the annotation of a GenBank genome assembly
AUGGAAUGCAACAAAGAAGAAGCCAUCAGAAUGAAGGACAUUGCAAAUAGGAAAAUACAAAAUGGUUAUUUUAAAAGGACAAGGAAGAUUGCAUUGAAGGAGCAGCAACUCUACCCUGAACUAGAGAAUAUUUCUCAAAUGUUAAGAGCCAGUGAGUAUGAAUUCUCCGGAUUAAGCGCUCUUUUGAGGAGGCAAUUGUCAACAAGCAAUACAAAAAUUUUGCGCUUGCUUCAUCUUGAUAAGAACAUUUUUGCUAGUGUAGAGGCAGCUUUCAUGCUAAUUGGUGAAGUACAUAGGCAUGUAGCGAAUAGCGAAGUUGUUAAUUAUGUGAGAAGGCCUAAUUUCUGGGGCAGAAGUGGAUGGCCUGAACGAUUUUCCAGUAUCGAUUUGAAGUUUGUGGCUUUGGUUAUGGAUUUCAUAUGGGAGGCCCACUUCUGUAAGCAAACUGCUGGUCCAGUAAGUAACUUGGAUCUUGAUUCUUGA